Molecule: messenger RNA, 553 nt
Organism: Enterobius vermicularis (human pinworm)
Lineage: Eukaryota; Metazoa; Nematoda; Chromadorea; Rhabditida; Oxyuridae
Source: the annotation of a GenBank genome assembly
CAGUGGCAACCCCAAAAAAUGACCCUCCUUUUGGGAUUGGUUCCAAGAUGCCAUUGAUGCACAACAGAGGCGCGACUCACAGGAAAUCACAUUUAAAAAGCUGACCAUCAAGAGGAAAUUACCAAAAACAAUUCUUUACCUUGUUCAACAACUCUCUCUAUUGCUCAUUCAAAAUGAAAACAUUCACCGUGCCUUAAACCCCUCUGUCCAGCAGCAGCCUCACAAUAUUCAUCAUGUAACCGCCGCGCGCAACCGUUCGUCAGCAUUUUCUGCAACUGUAUCGUCUGUACCUGCAUGUAUCAAGCGUUUUACAGCUCGUAAGACACAGAAAAUCAGCCCAAAACGGCCACAGCUGCAACCUAAUACAUUAUGUAUUUUCUGCAACGAAAUGCAUUGGACGAUACAAUGCCAAAAAUAUCCCACACCACAACAGAGGCGUGCACUCGCCAAAUCAAAGAACCUCUGUUUCAAAUGUCUGAAAAUUGGAUACGAACUUUGCGAUUAUCCUCGCAAACCCUACUGCUACUAUUGUAAAGGUAACCACCAUCCGUAA